This is a messenger RNA of Ziziphus jujuba (common jujube), 1454 nucleotides long. Its product is annotated as syntaxin-22. Gene Ontology annotation, biological process: vesicle-mediated transport; intracellular protein transport; vesicle fusion. The coding region runs from base 303 to 1127 and encodes 274 amino acids. The record is from RefSeq and is a predicted model, not a curated record. Gene Ontology annotation, cellular component: membrane; SNARE complex; endomembrane system. Lineage: Eukaryota; Viridiplantae; Streptophyta; Magnoliopsida; Rosales; Rhamnaceae. The transcript has 7 exons. Gene Ontology annotation, molecular function: SNARE binding; SNAP receptor activity.
UAUAUAUAUAUAUAUCUUUCAACUUUUCAAAGGGCCAUUGGAUUAACAGUAACAAUCCCAUCAACAUCCGUAGAACAUUUCCAUUCCCAUUGCUCGUUCAUUCGUAACUCCAUGUGGCUGGGUUUGCUUCACUAUUAAAAAGAGUGACAUCCUCACUCACACUCACAUGAGUUGCAGGUGCAUGAGCAGGUGCUGGAGGAUUAAUAUAUCUAUAUAUAUAUAUAUAUAUAUAUUAUUGAAGAAAUAAAAUUUUGGUGAGCCUAUCUAUUACAAGUUUCCAAGAAAAAAAGAAAAAAAGGGUUAUGAGCUUUCAAGAUCUUGAGCGAAAUGCUGGGCAGAGAAAGCCGUCGUCGUCGUCUUCUUCCUCCUCCAGCUCGCCGGCGCAGGCGGUGGCUGCUGGCAUAUUCCAGAUCAACACGGCCGUUGUCAGUUUCCGUCGCCUCGUGGAUGCCAUCGGAACUGUCAAAGACACUCCCGACCACCGCCAGAAGCUACACAACGCCAGGCAACGCAUCCUUGAAUUAGUGAAAGAAACUUCUGCCAACCUCAAAUCUUUGAGCCAAUUGGAUCGCGAUUCCCACGUCAAUCAAAAUAAGAAGAUAGAAGAUGCGAAGCUUGCCAAAGAUUUCCAAACAACCUUGCAUGAAUUCCAGAAACUCCAACAGCUUGCCUCCCAACGCGAGUCUUCUUAUAUUCCAUCCUCAUCCUCCUCCUCUGCUGCUGCUACAUCUACAGCGCAACAUCUGGAAUCAGCUGUGGAUCAGGAUCAGGAACGCCAGCCUUUUCUUAUGCAGCAAAAGAGGCAGGGAGUAGUUCUGCUUGAUAAUGAAAUUGCCUUCAAUGAAACCAUAAUUGAGGAAAGGGAACAGGGUAUUAAAGAGAUACAAGAGCAAAUUGGACAAGCAAAUGACAUUUUCAAGGACCUUGCUGUUCUCAUUCAUGAGCAGGGGGUUGUUAUUGAUGACAUUCAGUCAAACAUAGACUCCUCCUCUGCUGCAACUACUGAAGCUAGAGUUCAGCUAGCUAAAGCUUCCAAAAGUGUGAAAUCCAAAUGCUCAUGGUGUUGGUGGGUGGUGGCAAUCGUUGCAGUGGUGCUGAUUAUUUUUCUAAUUGUACUUAUCCUAUAAUGUGCAGCUACAAUGCCGUAAGUCUUGGUGUGCAUGUGCAGAUGUGUUGUUGAUGUCACUUCCUCGGACGUAUAUGUAGUGUUUUGGGGAUUGGUUUUUUUGUGUAUGUGUCAGGCUUUAUGUUCAUUGGAUAUUGGAUUUAGUAUAGGAUAUUGUUCUUAGCAGCUUUCCAAAUGUCUUGUUUUUGCAUUGGAAGAUGUAGCUUCCUUGUGGUUUUGCUUUGUAUUAAUAGUUGCUUCAAUUUGGGGCAAGACAUUACUAAAAAAGGCUAUGAUUGGCUGUAUGUAUACUUGUGUUAAUGUAAUUUUAAUGGUUUGUAAUUCUUUC